AUCAUGGAGAAGGAUGGGGGCGCGUAGCGCCCACGCACGCUCUUUUCCAGACGCAUUCAUGGGCUGUGCGGGACUCCGCCACGCGUUGUGCUAGCUGUGAUAGACUGACAAGCUGUGAUACAUAUCGCCGGUGCUUGAGCUUCUUCGCGUAGCCUCCCACCUUCUCUCGUUCUUGACGGCCCCCGAUUCCUUGUCGCCCACCGGGUGAGGACGCUGCGCGCAAUGCCUGCGAGUCCGGAGUAUAAGCACUUCAUCCAGUUUUGCGUCCAGUGGUCCAGCAUAGCCGUCCUCUACUACGAUUACGCCCUCACAUUCUCUCGGGAGGUACAGUACAUCUGGCGAAGGCGCUUUGGGCUCACGACGAUCCUCUACGUCUGCUGCCGCUACGCGCUCGCUGCAAAUGUGCUCUAUCUGCUUGCUAUCUCGGGCCACAUACACGACUGCGACUCCACGUACAUGUCCCUGUCGGCUCUAGGCGUCGUGGGGCGAGGGGCGGUGCUCGUAACCUGGUCGGCGCGAACGUGGGCAGUAUGGGAGCGUAGUCCAUAUAUCUUGGCGUUUUUGGGAAGCAUGACGGUCACCGUCAUCGCAAUUGACAGCUAUGAGACCUCUGGUGUAGCGUGUACAGGCGCGAGAUUUAGCCAUGCGUCCAACGACGCACUCGUCAUCCUGGUCGUCGCCUUCGAGUUUAUCUCCACCUUCCUGACAUUAUGGCGCUGUAUACCCGUCAUUCGAGCAGACCGACGAAACGGGCUGGGAACGCAACACAAUAGCGUCUUUUUGGUCCUGGCGAAGGAGGGCUUCAUGUACUACUGCUUCGUGUCGCUGUUCACCAUGUCUUCGGCUGUGAUCAACUACAAAGCUCCGAUGGAUCACCCUAUCAGGCGAAUACCGAGCGCACUGACCCUUCCUUUCUCCGGCAUGCUCACCGCGCGCUUCAUCCUGCACCUCCGCUCCAUGAUCGGGCAGGACAUCAUCAAGACCGACCACGGUCGCGCGAUCGAGUCGACGGCGCCCUCGCAGCUAGCUUUUGGCUCGAAUCCGAUGUCUACUGACUCGUCGGACACACGCGGAGCGACAACCUCGACCUCAAGCGACACUGGCCUGGAGUGGACGGCCGCGGCGAAUGAGGACUUGAGGAGAGAUCACUGGAGAACGCCGCCAGUGCAGCUGUCGACGUUCUCGUCUGGCGCGGAGAGUCGGACGUUGGCGUCUGCAGUGGGCGAAGAGCACCCGCGCGCAAGUACGUCGAAGAGAGGGAAGGGGAAGGGUCCGCAUGUGUAUUUCCGAGAUUGAGGGAAUGCGCAUUACGGCAGAAACAAUCUGUCUUCCCG
Messenger RNA from Schizophyllum commune H4-8, 1334 nucleotides. RefSeq lists its product as uncharacterized. The record is from RefSeq and is a predicted model, not a curated record. The coding region runs from base 223 to 1296 and encodes 357 amino acids. The transcript is spliced from 11 exons. Lineage: Eukaryota; Fungi; Basidiomycota; Agaricomycetes; Agaricales; Schizophyllaceae.